AUGGUUUUCGCACCAAACGACAUAAAAUGUGUCUGGAAGCGCAGUCAACUGGCUGAAGUGGAUGACGCGUUAAUAAUUUUGCUAAUGGCAGUUACACAAAUAUUAACUUUCCCCAGUACUUAUGGGUAUUACAUUAAACCAAAAACUGAGGAAUCAAAACACCUCUACAAUCAGAGGAACGUUUAUCAACAAAAGUUAGGACUUUCAUCUGAAAGAGUUGAGUUAUUAAAGUCAGAAAAGGAUCAAGCAGAUUCAAUGGAUAUUCGGAAUCGUAUUAUUGGAGAGAAUUCUAAAUACGUAGUAAUGAAUGCGAAAAAAGGAACUCGGCAAAGCUCAUUAUUAGAAAAUAUGAUAUUAUCUAAACAAUUGUUAAAGACCUCAUUAAAAAAACUCAAUGAGGAUGACGAAAAAUCAAAUAAGGAUUUUAAACGUUCGCGAAGAAAAAUUGCUGUUAGGAUGGUUUCCGAUAUGCCAACGGAGCAAAUUGACGAACUUAUUAAGCUCUUUAAUCAUCAACAUGGUAUCGAUCAUUCAGAUUCAAAUAAAAGCAAUGAGUUAGAAGACAAUUAUGAUGACAGUGAUUAUGAUUCAAUUACUUCAAUGCCCCUAAGAACUCCAAACGUUGAUUAUGUGUACGAAAAUUUAUAUGAAGAUGAUCAGGAUGCUACAAUAUCAUCAAAAACAAACAGUGAGGGAGAGUUUAAGUCACUUCAAGAUCUUAUAAUGCAGGCAACUCAAGCCCAGUGGAAUUGA
Messenger RNA from Zeugodacus cucurbitae (melon fly), 753 nucleotides. RefSeq lists its product as uncharacterized. NCBI's taxonomy places the organism in Eukaryota, Metazoa, Arthropoda, Insecta, Diptera, Tephritidae. The record is from RefSeq and is a predicted model, not a curated record. Bases 1 to 753 code for a protein of 250 amino acids. The transcript has 3 exons.